Messenger RNA from Achroia grisella, 2436 nucleotides. RefSeq names its product dynein intermediate chain 2, ciliary. Lineage: Eukaryota; Metazoa; Arthropoda; Insecta; Lepidoptera; Pyralidae. The record is from RefSeq and is a predicted model, not a curated record. Gene Ontology annotation, biological process: cilium movement; outer dynein arm assembly. Gene Ontology annotation, cellular component: outer dynein arm. The transcript has 18 exons. The coding region runs from base 98 to 2392 and encodes 764 amino acids. Gene Ontology annotation, molecular function: dynein light chain binding; dynein heavy chain binding.
AAAUGUGUGUAUAAACUUUUCUGAAGACAAAUUUAUUUUGAACACAAAAUAUUUUUUUAAGUUUUGUUAUUUAUCGUUCUUGUUUAUUCAUGCGAUUAUGGCGCCGAAAAAGCUUCCUAACCCUAAUGGGGUUAAAUUGCCUGACAUAUGGCGUACUAAGUCCUCUGAAAAAUCUUUAGGACUUCUACUGAAAAAGCUGAAACAAAAGGAUGCAACUAAAUCACGAGGUAACUUGGCUGAGGAUGAAGGUCUAGAUUGGCUCAAGCCCCGUGCUCUCCUCAAAUCUGAUGAUCAAGAGGAAGUACCUGAAGCUGACUUGGAAGAAGAAGUGGGCCGUGUAUUAUCUACUGUUAACCCUCAAUGGGUGGCUGAUGAAGUAGCUUACCAUUACGGUCGGGCUAUGUUUGUCACGAAACCCAGGCCUACCUAUGGCAAAGCGUACCCACUAUAUGUAUAUCAAGGGACAGCUAUUCGCAAGGAUUCUGAAGAGGCAAAGGCCCAGAUAGCAGCAGGUUACGGUAUGGUCGGAUUCGACGAUGCUGGCCCUAAACGUGCCAAAGUUAAGAAAUCAGCAGCUGAAGAAGAAGAAGAAGAAGAACCUGAGCCUGAACAAUCGGGAGCAGCUGAGGAGGCCAAACCAGAAGAGGAUACAGCUGCCGAAGAAGAAAAGGCUGCUGAAGUCGAAGCCGUAGAACCCACGGAGGCAACUGGUGAUGAGGCUGUAGCAGUUGAGGGUGGAGAAGAAGCAGAACCAGAACAAAUAGACGAAGCGCCUGGUGAUGGUCUGGAUGAAGUGUUGGAUAUUAAGCCUCGAGUCAAGAAACUUGCCAACCAGUUUAACUUUUGUGAACGAGCGGCUUUAACUUACAAUUUUCCUAGACGAUCAGUGGAUACUCAAACAAUUCCUCCACCUCGAGCCAAUUAUGGUGCUACAGCUCUGCAAUGUAUUAUCUUUGAUUUCUACCAAGAAGACUAUGCAAAGAAACUGAAAGAAAAAGAAGAAGAGAAACCUAAAAGGUUGCGUAAGAAAGCCGCUAAAAAUGCUAAGUCUGCUCAACAAAUUCACGACGAACAAUUGGCACAAAGAAUCCGUGAGGCAUGGGCAAUACUGGAGAGACUGGUGAAUCAAAAUAUCUAUGAUGACAUUGCACAAGACUACCGCUAUUGGGACGACCCAUCUGACGAGUUCCGCGAGGGUAUGGGCUCUCUCCUGCCUCUAUGGAAGUUCCAGUUCGAUCCGAUGCGCAGUCAUGCUGUCUGUGACAUACAAUGGAAUCCACAUUAUCAGGACCUUUUUGCUGUUGCUUACGGCUCCUUGGACUUCACCAACCAGCAGAAGGAAGGUUGCCUAUGCAUGUACAGCAUCAAGAACCCUGCCUAUCCAGAGUACGCCGUCAUAACGGAAUCUCCAAUAAUAUGUUUAGACGUUUACCAUGAAAUACCUUACCUCAUAUGCGUUGGUCGUUACGAUGGAAAUGUAUGUGUAUACAAUGCCCAAUUAACUUUAGAAUCAUCGUACCAAUACAAGUCGGACUCUGUGAGAGACAAACAUAGUAAUAUUGUUUGGGAGGUACGCUGGGGAGCCCGUCUAAUUGACGGUGAAGCCUCAUUCUUCUCCAUCUCUGGAGAUGGACGGGUGGUUCAAUGGGCGGUGAUGCCCGGAGAACUACAAGCUACGACUAUAAUCACACUCAGUUCCAAUGUGCCACCAAUACCCGGCCCGGACGGCACUAUGAUUACUGUUAAUAGUUGCGGCAGCUGCAUCUGUUUCCACCCAGAGAAGCCAGAUAUAUUUCUGGUUGGUACCGAAGACGGCAUGGUCCAUACUUGUUCCCUGAAGUACAACAGGAACUAUGUACGCUCAGUACAAGGCCACCACAUGCCCGUCUACAGGAUACACUAUAAUUACUAUAAUAAUGGUAUAUACGCAUCGUGCUCGGGAGAUUGGCGCGUGAAGAUAUGGGAAGAUGGACGGGAUGAGCCACUAUUCAUGUUUGAGCUGGGCUCACCAGUGGGCGAUGUCAAGUGGGCGCCGUACUCCAGCACUGUGUUUGCUGCCUGCACUGCCGAUGGGAAGGUAUACGUAUACGAUUUAAAUGUGAAUAAAUAUCGACCCAUCUGUGUGCAAGCGGUCGUCUCUAAGAAGACGAAGAAAUUAACAAGAUUAGAUUUCAACAAGCGACUACCGGUUAUAGUAUGUGGAGACACCAAAGGUACUUGUCAUGUUUUGAAAUUAUCACCCAAUCUGCGAGUAAUGUGCAAACCACCCAAGAAAGCACAAGGCGUCGAUCAGAGAACGUUACAGAUUAUGAAACUGGACAAACUUUUGAGUUUGGUUCGUGACCCACCCUUCACUCCUGGCGUCGUAGAUGAGAAGUUUGAAGAAGAUUAAUUUUAAUUAUUCAUAAUGGUGCUCUAUGUUAAUUAUUUUAUAUU